Chelonoidis abingdonii (Abingdon island giant tortoise) is the source of this 763-nucleotide messenger RNA. NCBI's taxonomy places the organism in Eukaryota, Metazoa, Chordata, Testudines, Testudinidae. The record is from RefSeq and is a predicted model, not a curated record.
GAUUACCAAACCUGAUGUGAUCUCGCAGCUGGAAUGAGGGGAAGAGCCAUGGGUCCUGGACCUCUGGGGCUCUGAGAAAAAAGUGCUCCUGAGAGCUACCCACACAGGGAGUCACCUAUGUCUGGAUUUUCUCUGUAUUCCAUCAGAUGAUGGGAUGGUGUGUGAAAGCGAGGCAAACCCCCAGCAGGAAGAUGCUGAGCAAGUAGGAUACUAUGGGAUGUUAUCAGGAAGCUCCAAAGGGAAUGAUUCUGGGAGUUGUGCACUCCCAGAAAAAACAAAAACCUGUGAAAGUCAACAUAGGCCAGAGGAAGACUUCAGUAGCCACUCAAACCUUAUUACAUGUGAGAGCAUCCAUCUGAAAAAGACACGCUACACAUGCCAUGAGUGUGGGAAAAGCUUCAUUGGUAGUUCAGCUCUCAUCUUACAUCAGCGAAUCCACACAGGAGAGAAGCUCUACACGUGCUCUGAGUGUGGGAAAAGCUUCAAUCAGAGCUCUGCCCUGAUCACACAUCAGAUUAUCCAUGCAGAUGAGAAACCUUAUGGAUGCUCUGAGUGUGGAAAACGCUUCAAUUGGAGCUCACACCUUAUCAGUCGUAGGAGAAUCCACAGACAUGAGAAACCUUAUGGAUGCUCUGAGUGCGGUAAACGCUUCAGUGCUAGUUCAGCCCUCAUCUCACAUCAACGAAUCCGCACAGGAGAGAAGCCCUACACAUGCUGUGAGUGCGGGAAAAGCUUCACUUAGAGCUCUGCCCUGAUCACACAU